AUGGGAAUUAUUGCUCGGCAAGGAAGACAAGAUUUUUUUCUUCCAUCUUAUUUACCAUUAACAUUAGAAUAUGAGCAAGAAUUAAUUGAUAAUGAAAAAAUCAUGCACAACCGCACAAUAAAUUAUGGUUUGAAUUGUGAAGAAGCAAUGUUUGAUUUCAAUGAAGGUUCGGAAGAGGAAUUAUUAAAUAAGAAAUGCGAAAGCAUAGAUCUGAAGCGACCACAAGAAACGUUUUUUGUUAUUGGGUUUUUUGACAUCAGUACAAAAAAACAAAGCGAUUUCGAAGUAGGCUACUGGAAAGAUUAUCGAUUACUUCGCAAUCGUCGGGAUAUUUUCGUUUUGAAAAAGAGUAUUAAUGCUCCACUGGAGCAUUUACGUGGACUCUUGGAUUGUCGUUUGAUUAAACAGCUUAUUUUUGGAAUGCUAGAUUCUCCACUAUCGUUGUUUAAUAGAACACAUUACCUUCCAGGAUUUUUCACUCGUAUUAUGCGUACUAAUCUUCGUGAAAAGUCUGUACUUGUGAAAAACAGGAACGGUAACAUCCAGUGGGCUUCACUGUGUGGCAAAACACAAUUUAGUAGUAUGGAAGCACGAACAGAAUUUCCUCUGGAAAUGUGGCACUUUCUGAAUUUCCGUAGCUUCUUCGAUGCAAGCAAACAUGCUAAUGCAAAGACAGAUGAAUAA
Molecule: messenger RNA, 684 nt
Organism: Thelazia callipaeda (thelaziosis nematode)
Lineage: Eukaryota; Metazoa; Nematoda; Chromadorea; Rhabditida; Thelaziidae
Source: the annotation of a GenBank genome assembly